This is a messenger RNA of Pyricularia pennisetigena, 1575 nucleotides long. RefSeq lists its product as uncharacterized. The transcript has a single exon. The record is from RefSeq and is a predicted model, not a curated record. Bases 1 to 1575 code for a protein of 524 amino acids. Lineage: Eukaryota; Fungi; Ascomycota; Sordariomycetes; Magnaporthales; Pyriculariaceae.
AUGAACCUAAAGACAGGUUUCGGCUUCCUGUGCCAUGCGGCAAUUCUCGCUGCGGCCAGUCUGUCGAGCAGGACUAACUCGAUCGAAAAAAAAUGCCCCGAGUUUGCCGCCUCCUUAUCGGACCUCCCCACAGGUAGCAGCGUCUCGGAGUCCACGUUCGUUCCAGCCAACUCUGUUAUCAUAGACGGAACCAACAACAGUCUGGCCUUUUGCCGCAUCUACGGCAAAGUCGCCUAUCCAGGCAACAACACGGUCAACUUUCAGCUGUGGCUGCCGUCUAAAGAUGAUCAUAAUGGAGAUUUCCUCGUUGUAGGAAAUGGCGGCUUUGGUGGCGACAUGAUGGAGGACUGGAUGAUGCAGCAUCUGCAUCUCGGCUUUGCCAUCGCUGCCGGGGAUGCUGGUCACUGUGUAACAGACAACGGUGGAGAAAGAACCGGGCGUCCGGGGCUCGAGCUGCCGUUCAUGCAUGAUCCCGAUCAGCUCCUCGCCUGGAUCAGAAAUGGCGUCGCCGCCAUGACGCCAACAGCACGACACUUAGCCGACGCCUUCUACUCGCCGCUGGUCACGAAAAAGGCUCUCUUCUAUGGAUGCUCCACCGGCGGCGCGCAGGCAUAUGCGCUCGCACAAUUCCACCCGGGGCUCUUUGACGGCAUCGUCGCGUCCUGCGCACUAGAUUCCUUCUCCCGCCUCAUGAUCGCGUUUCUGUGGAGCCGCGACAAGACUAAAGGCAGGGCCGAGUUGUCUCUGGACACGCUGAGGAUGAUCAGGCGUGAGGUGCUGGACAGGUGCGAUGCCCUGGACGGCGUAGUCGACGGCGUCGUGGAGAAUCCGCUGGCCUGCGACUUUGACUAUCGUUCGCUCGCCUGCGCCGACCCCCAGGGUCCUCCGGGUCCUCCGGUCCGCUGUUUGACCCGGGCUCAGAUGAAGGCAGUUGAGGCGUUCUCCCAAGGGCCCCGAGACGCUCGCACCAACGCCACCAUCUACCCGGGAUUUCCUCUCUCGACCGAGACGGAAUGGGAUCUCCAACCGGCCUUGCUGGUAAACCAGUUUGCCACACCGCUCAUGCAGAAUCUAGUCUUCAGGAAUCUCACAUGGAACCCCGACAUGUUUGAUUUCGGCCAAGACCUUGACCGGGUCGAACGCGAGGCGGGUGUCUUUAUCGAUGCCAGCAGUCCCGACCUGUCAGCCUUUCGCGAGGCCGGCGGCAAGAUGAUUGCCAUCCAAAGCUGGGCCGACCCGAUGGUAGGAGCGAUGCAUGCGAUCGACAGAUUAAAGGCAGUCGAGGAGAAGGUUGGAAACGACCAGGUAGUCGGCGACUUCUUGAGGCUGUUCAUGGUGCCCGGUGGUGGACACUGCACCUCGGCCAGGUCCUACCCCCAGGUGCCGGGGAAAUGGCACUCCAUCGAGGCUCUGGCGGCCUGGGUCAAUUCGGGAACGCCGACCGAGGAGAUAUUAGGCACCGACCCUGCAGACACAGACAAAAAGAACAAGACUAUCAAGCUGUGUCCAUGGCCAAAAACGGCCAAGUUUCUCGGGGGCAACUCAGAUGAUUGGACCUCUUUCAAGUGCGAAUAG